This is a messenger RNA of Caenorhabditis sp. 36 PRJEB53466, 2288 nucleotides long. NCBI's taxonomy places the organism in Eukaryota, Metazoa, Nematoda, Chromadorea, Rhabditida, Rhabditidae. The record is from the annotation of a GenBank genome assembly.
AUGUCGGACGAGGCGAGCAAAUACUUCUUCGAAGAGAGGUCAGUCAGUGUCUCGUAGGAGUCAUCAAAGUGAUAAUAAUUACAGAUCGGACUCAACCAACCAUACUCCAAUUAACGAAUCCGCCUCUCGCUUUAGCCAGACGGUUUUUCUUGAAUUGUACAAAAAAGCUGGGAUCAACGGUGAACCAUUCUCCGGAUCUUCGGUGCCCAGCGUCCGUGACUCGGCGCUUCCCAUCAGAUAUCCGACUCCGCAACCCCUUCCGGAUCUUUCGGCGCUCGCUCGAUUCGUGUCCGGUGCUCCCCAGUCACCGGUUCCUCGUCCACGGACCAUCACUCCGGCUGCAUCUUUCGCGAGCCUCUCGUCUACGAGCUCGGACACUCCGCAACCAAAUUCAAUCAGAAGAGUUGGAAACAUUGCCGACGCGUCCAAGUUCAAAGCGAAAAGAGUGUUUCUUCUGGCCGCCCGUAGACUUCGCAAUGCCGACGGAUCCUUUGCUCUGAUCCUCGUCGAACCAAAGUCCGGGAAGAGAUUCAUUGAAAACGAGAAAGUGUACAAUGAAGUGCACAGACUGUCGCUCGGCGACUUUUUCACUGCUCAGACGGACGGGAAAUCGCUGAGCGUGCACAGAAAGAUCAAAAAUCACGGGGGAGGAUUGAAAACUUCCGUGCAGGGGGAUCUCGUUCAUGUGAGUUGCAUCCAAUUGAUAUUGAUCAAACAGCAACGAGUUUUACAGGUCGAAAACGUUCAAGCGACACUUGUCAACAGAAACGGAGUACUGGCAUUCAGAAGCAAGUAUUUCGACGACGCACAUUGCAACGAAAAGAUGCCAGAGGGAGAAUACAUCAUCAAGUUAUUUGCGUGAGUUGAUUAUUGCUAUUGUGUAUGUGCACUUUGUGCUGUUUGUUACAGUCUUGAGCCACCUCAAACGACGCCGUCGAAGAAGUUCUUCUUCCAUGCAUUCAGUUUCUGUCAAGUGUCCGCAGCUGGAAAGCUCAUCCAAGGAGCCGGAUUCGCAAAAAAAGAAGAUGAACCAUUGGUACCCAUGCUGCAGAAUCUGACUGUCGGCACUGGAUUCGCCUCCCAGAAGUACGAGGCCAUCAUCAGAUUCUGGUUUGCCGCCAGAAGAGAGAAGAACGCCGACGGAACAACCUAUCUGGUGCUGGUGGCUCCAAAAACUGGAGAGCGAGCCAAUGUGAACGAGGAGCUGCCGAGGAGUGCCAAUGUCGUGCUCGGAGACUUUCUGACCGCCAAACAUUGUCCCGGAAGCCCACUGAAGGACUUCAAGAAGACACAGCAUAAUGCACAGCUGAAGGUGCAAGUAAACGGAGAUGUGGCAUACGUAAGUGUUUUGAGAGAAAAAAGAGAGAAGAAAGUGCGAGAUUUUAGGUGGAAGACGUGAAGGUGACGGUGGUGAAUGUGAACGGGAAGUCCUUCUUCAGAGGGCAAUACUUUGCACAAGCCAGCUCAAGGACUUAUGUUAACGAGGGAGAGUACCUUGUGAGAAUCAAUCUGUAAGUGCGAUGGGCUGAUAGGAAUUGCAUUCAUGUCUUGUUUCAGCCUCCAAAAACCUGCCGUAGUCAGUCCGACAGUGAAGGUGCACUUCGCAGGAACACUGCCAAAGCCCGUUGGUGCAGUUUGUGGAGCCGGCUUCGCACCUUCUCCUCCUCCUCCUCCUCCUCAACUCCAAGUCGGUGCAGGAUUUACAGCAGCCAACUUGACAAAACUGAAGGCCGUGGUUCUGGACGUGAAAAGAGAGACGGGCACUCAUUUCCUCUGGGUCUUCGAUAAGAAAACGUAAGUUCCCCUCCUUCAAAUUCCCUCGAGUUUCUAAUGUUUUCACUUUCAGAGAGGGCUACUUUGUCUCCAAUACCCGUCCGCUUCAGAAGGGACACUUCUUCGAGGCACUAUUCACGCAGCAGGUAUUGUGACAUUUUAUGCAAUUUUUAAGAAAACCCAUUUCAGCCGAAUGGAAAAUGGACAAGUCAACAGUACGAGAAAGCGAUUGAGUAUCCGAUCAAAGGAGGUCUGGAUGCCUACGAGAAAGUUUGGUUCCAAACAAUCUUGGAGCAUUAUCAACCGGCAUCCUUCAAUCUGAGAUACGCCCAGGCAACAUCCGAUCAUUUCGGAAUCAUUGUGAGUUUGAAAUGAGCAGAAGCAUUAUAGUAAAAGAGUAAUUUCAGGUGGACGUCGAUUCGAAACUCCCGUCGGAUUUCAGCAAGAAACAGGUGAACAUUCAACGUCGCAGACUCGGAUCCGAGUACGUCUGGGUGGUCUCCGAAGUUCUCUAA